UCACAAAUCCUCACAAACAAAAUAAAAAAAAAAACCAAGACUUGCUCUCUCACUCUCUCAACUUCCAAAAGUAUCUCAACUAAGAUGGAGAACUUGUUGCGCCUAGUGGAUCAUGAGGAGUUUUUCUCAAGAAGAUGCAUUUGGGUGAAUGGCCCUGUAAUUGUAGGUGCAGGACCCUCAGGUCUUGCAACUGCAGCAUGCCUUAGAGAACAAGGAGUACCCUUCAUGCUUCUCGAAAGAGAAGAUUGCAUAGCUUCCUUAUGGCAAAAGCGCACUUACGACCGACUCAAACUUCACCUUCCAAAGCAGUUUUGCCAACUCCCCAAGCUUCCAUUCCCUGCGGAUUUCCCAGAAUACCCUUCCAAGAAGCAGUUCAUUCAGUACCUUGAAUCCUACGCAACCAAAUUCGAGAUCAAUCCAAGGUUCAAUGAGUGUGUCCAGUUUGCAAGGUAUGAUGAGACUAGCGGCUUGUGGAGGGUCAAGACUAAAACGUCUGCCUCCGCUGAGUUCGAGUAUAUUUGUAGGUGGUUGGUGGUGGCCACCGGCGAGAAUGCCGAGUGCGUCGUGCCGGAGAUUGACGGACUCGCCGACUUCAAAGGCGAUGUCAUCCAUGCCGCUGACUAUAAGUCAGGGGAGAAAUUCAGGGGAAAGAAGGUUCUCGUCGUCGGAUGCGGCAACUCCGGCAUGGAACUCUCUCUUGACCUUUGCAAUUACAAUGCAUCACCGUCAAUGGUGGUUCGCAGCUCGGUUCAUGUUUUGCCAAGAGAAAUAUGCGGAAAAUCAACGUUUGAAUUGGCGGUUAUGCUGAUGAAAUGGUUGCCGUUAUGGUUGGUUGACAAGCUGCUACUGAUCCUGGCAUGGUUGGUUUUGGGAAACAUAGCGAAAUACGGGCUAAAGCGGCCGGCGGAGGGGCCGUUACAGCUGAAGAACUCGAAGGGGAAGACACCGGUUCUUGACAUUGGGGCAUUAGAGAAGAUCAGAUCCGGUGAUAUAAAAGUGGUGCCAGGGAUCAAGAAGCUUAACGGUUUCAGCGUCGAGCUUGUUAACGGUGAAGAGCACGACGUUGACGCCGUUGUUCUUGCCACCGGUUACCGUAGCAAUGUCCCUUGUUGGCUCCAAGAAGGUGAAUUUUUCUCAAAGAAUGGGUUCCCAAAGUCACCAUUCCCAAAUGGGUGGAAAGGGAAUUCAGGGCUUUAUGCUGUUGGGUUCACAAGGAGAGGCCUCUCAGGUGCUUCUUCUGAUGCUAUCAGAAUUGCACAAGAUAUUGGUCAUGUUUGGAAGCAAGACACUAAGCAAAAGAAAAAAACAACCACUGCUUGCCAUAGACGCUGCAUUUCCCAAUUCUAAAAUAAUAAAAAAAAAUUACAAAAGUAUACAUUAUACAUAUAUACAUACAUACAUACAUAAAUACAAUACAUACAAAUAUACAGGCAGUGGUGUUUGUUUCUUUGGCUUUUUUUCCCUUAGGUAGGAAUUUGUCUUGUGUAAAGAAAAAUUGACACAAUAUGUUGUACAAAGAUACAGAAAAUAAGACAUAGCACAGAGACUGAGCCCUCUCCAAAGGCCCAAGUAUUUUUUUAAUGUGCUUUCGGGCUUUCUAGGAAAAAAAAACACUCAAGGAUGAUGAGGCUUUUCAUUGACUUUUCUUCCAAUUUUCAUACAGCAUAUGCAUAUGUAAUGUACCACUAUCAUACUUCAGUGAUCAAUUACA
This is a messenger RNA of Arachis stenosperma, 1711 nucleotides long. RefSeq names its product probable indole-3-pyruvate monooxygenase YUCCA5. Gene Ontology annotation, biological process: auxin biosynthetic process. Bases 85 to 1347 code for a protein of 420 amino acids. The transcript has 2 exons. NCBI's taxonomy places the organism in Eukaryota, Viridiplantae, Streptophyta, Magnoliopsida, Fabales, Fabaceae. The record is from RefSeq and is a predicted model, not a curated record. Gene Ontology annotation, molecular function: flavin adenine dinucleotide binding; NADP binding; N,N-dimethylaniline monooxygenase activity.